AUGAGUAAACUUAGACUGAAGGAAAACCAAGAAAAUUCUGAUGAUAGCAAAUAUUUGUUUACAUUUUCACGAGGAUGGAAUCAUGAUGAUAGAAUUGGAAUCCAUAUUUUAGAUGUUGAAAGUAGAGUCGAACAAAAAUAUUCCAUAAAGUUUCCGAGACAGACAUUAUUUAUGCCUUCUAUAGUUCGUCUGCCAAAUAAUGAAUUAGCAUGCUUUGGCUGCUUUGUAUCAGCUACUUAUACUAAUGGUGUCCUAUACAGAGAUAAUAUUGAAAGUUUUAUAUGCAUUAUUAAUUCAUUGACAAUGAAAAUAACAAGAAAGCUCACUUUUCCUGGAAGGCAUCGUGCAGGAUGUACGACUGUGUUCAUAAAGGGCUAUGUUUAUAUCAUUUGCCUGCCUCAUAAUGAUACCAUUUAUACUUUAUUGAAAUAUGAUUUAAGCAGAAAUAGUUUAAAAAAGCUAGCUCGGCUAAAGCUAGGGAGUUAUUCGUUAAAUCUUCUUAGCUUUGAAGACAAUAUAUUGAUAGGAUCUAAUGAUCGGAAUGCUUAUAUAUAUGAUUUAUACUCAAAUAGCUAUUCAGAAAUACCUUUAAUAGCGUUUUAUGGGCAUAAGGUAUUUAUUUCUUCAAAAGGAAGAGCAUAUUAUUUAGAAUUUGAAGGAUUCAUUUAUGAAAGCGGCUUUAAGAAUCCUUAUAUUUGGAAUAAAGUUAAAGAUUUUAGCCCAAAAUAUAAAAUAAAUAAUAUAAUCGAUGUGACAUGAGUGUAUUAUAAUGGCUUGAUAUUUCUAAGAAAUUGUAUAAAGACUAUGAAAGGAUAUGAACCAGAAGAAUUUUAUCUAGAGUUCAACUUAGACUGUAAGGAUAUUCAAAGAAUAGACAUUAGCAAGAAAAAAUGCAAUUUGUUUUAA
Molecule: messenger RNA, 906 nt
Organism: Blepharisma stoltei
Lineage: Eukaryota; Ciliophora; Heterotrichea; Heterotrichida; Blepharismidae
Source: the annotation of a GenBank genome assembly